This is a messenger RNA of Boleophthalmus pectinirostris (great blue-spotted mudskipper), 4097 nucleotides long. RefSeq names its product RNA polymerase II elongation factor ELL-like. The transcript is spliced from 12 exons. Gene Ontology annotation, molecular function: cis-regulatory region sequence-specific DNA binding. NCBI's taxonomy places the organism in Eukaryota, Metazoa, Chordata, Actinopteri, Gobiiformes, Gobiidae. Gene Ontology annotation, cellular component: transcription elongation factor complex. Gene Ontology annotation, biological process: transcription elongation by RNA polymerase II; snRNA transcription by RNA polymerase II; positive regulation of transcription elongation by RNA polymerase II. The coding region runs from base 145 to 1983 and encodes 612 amino acids. The record is from RefSeq and is a predicted model, not a curated record.
CCAACCACCACAGGCACCACGGGCACCGCCACCCCCUUGUUCGGAUCGUCUGUGUCCUUCUCCCCCCCCCACCACCACCACCGAUGUCUGCGCGCUCGUCUCGGCUCCAGAACCGCGCUGCUCCCGCCCCGAACUGACGGCGGCAUGUCGGCACUGAAGGAGAACCACAGCUACGGUCUGUCCAGCGCCAAACCCGCCGAGAACGUGUCUGUUUUUCACGUCAAACUCACUGACAGCGCGGCAAGAGCUAUCGGGGGUUUUCAGAGCGCCAAGGGCUGGACCUCCUCUCCCACCAUCUGUUUUGGCGACAACAAAGGGAAAAUCUCCAUCCCCUGUUCAGACAACCAGGACAAAGUCAGGGUUUUUACCUUCACCCUCAACAAUGUGUCCAGCCACAACCCACACGGACGAUUCGAGUGUGUCCAACAGACCAAUGUCCGGGCUGCAGAGGAGCUCUCGUGUCUGGGCGUGAUCCAGAAGAAGAUGACGGUGAACGCCACGGAGGACUCGUACGACAAGGCCAUCCAGAGCAUGGCCCAGGCCGAGGAGGAGACCCGGAGCAGGGGGGCCAUCGUCAUCAAGCACGGGGGCCGAUUCCAGGGUCGAAAGGUGACCGUGCGCUCUCCGGCCGCGGCCAAUUCCAACCAAACCAAGCCGAAACCUCAGAGCCACUCCCUCCUCAGCAGUAUGAAGAAAGGUGUCAGCAGGUCAAAGGUCACAAAGGCCACGGCCGCGUUAGGUCAACACAACAGCGGUACGGAGGAGGUCCAGCGCAGGCCCCUGAGAGAGAGAGUCACCCACCUGCUCGCCCUCAAACCCUACAGGAAACCAGAACUGCUGCUCCGGCUGCAGAGGGACGGGCUCAGGCCGGAGGACAAGGGGCAACUGGAGAACGUGCUGCAGGAGGUGGGUCAGCAGAGCAGUAAAGACAAUGCGUUUGUUCUGAAGGACAGUCUGUUCAAAGAGCUGCAGAAGGACUGGCCCGGGUACACGGCAGGAGACCAGCAGCUGCUCAAGCGCAUACUCGUGAGGAGACUCUUCCAGCCUCAGCAGAACCUCCUCUCGGUCCCGGAGGCCCAGGUCAGCCCGCUCAGAGACACGCCCAACUCCUCCCCCGCCCACCGCCCCAAACACUCGCUCUACGACGACUACACCGACCCCCUCCUCUCCAAACGCCUCCGGAUAUCCCACCUGUCCGCCAAAACCGACACGAGCAGGCCCAGACGCACCGACCCGGCUCAGCCCAGGCCGGACCCGAGCCGGCUGACGGAGAACAAGAACCGCUUAGACCCUAAAAAGCUGUUUGAGUCGUUAUCGGAGAUGGACAAAAGAUUAGAGCCGGGGAAAGGUGAGAAGGAGGAGGAGGAAAAGGAGGAGAGGACGGAAGUGGCAGAAAAUCACCAUAGCAACAUCGAUCAUCCCCCGUCGCCUCUCGUCGUCCCGGAUCUGCCCCGACCCAAAGUGGCACGGAGGAAAAGCAAACACAAGCAUAAAGAAAAGGAGAAAGACAAGAGCAAAGAGAGAAAAACUAAAGUAGAAGACGACGCAAACCAGAUUUCUCAAGAUUACACAGAUUCUUGUGAAAAGCUGUUAGACUCCAACAUACUACAAGCCUACGACACAAUGGACUAUUUAUCGAAGUACACCAGCAUCAGGUCGUCCCAGCAGAGGCAGAGCUACAAACUGGACUUUAACCGCGAGUACAGCGAGUACAGAGACCUGCACGCUCGCAUCGACUCCGUCACCAGACAGUUCAUGGAGCUGGACUCUCAGCUCAAGCAGCUGCAGCACGACUCACAGAAAUACAAGACUGUUCAUAAUCAAAUCGUCCAAGAAUAUCGCAAGAUUAAAAAGUCCAACCCCAACUACAGCCAGGACAAAAUCCGCUGCGAGUACCUGCACAGCAAACUGGCACAUAUCAAGAAGCUGAUCUCUGAGUACGACCAGCGGCAGAUGAGAGGAGAGAGCCCCGGGCCGCGCUGAAAAGCACUACUGAAGAAGAAGAAGAAGAACUGGCUUUUGUACUGUAUGUUGGCGAGCCCGCUGCCGACGUCCACGGAGGACCACUUUGCUAGUUUCUGUUCAACUGCGCGUCGCGUGGUCUGCUAACUACUGCCCGUGUUCGCGGCGCUCCUCACGGUUUAAAGCGGUAUUCAAAAUGGCAGCUACAAGUACUGAAGAAAAGGGUUCGUUUAAGAUUACAAAUAGGUUGGGUUCACGUGAUAAAGCAUUCUCCUUAGGUUAAAGUCGAGAUGGAGGAUCGGUCAGAGUUCUGUGGUAGAAUUUGCUGUACCUGAUUGAAAAAUGUGAAAAACAGAACGACUUGCAGUGGUCCGAAGUCAUUCCUCACUUACCUUAUGCAUUCAGAGCCUAACUAUUCACCACAAUUUUCACAAUUCUGAAACACCAGUGAGUAGUUUUGGCUGUAAAGACUGUAAAGAUAACAAAAAACUAACUUAUCAGACAAUAAAACGGUUCAUAAUUAAAUGCAAACAGGACACGGUGGACUUAUUUUGACCUCAAGAGCUGCUUAUACAAUAUAUCUGCACUUUGGCAUGACAAAUUUUGCUUAAAUAUACAGGGUUACAUUCCCUUUUAAUAUCUCUGUAAUUACUGGACCUGUCUACUAGGGGUGGAACGAGAUGGGAUCUUCGAGAACGAGACAAAACAAGACUUUGACAUUCUUCAUAAAAAAAUAAAUUGUGUAAUCCAGUUCCCAAUUUAUGGCCUCGCUGUUUUUAAUUUACUUAAAUAUUUGUGCUGUCACUGUAGCAGCGCUUUUUGGGACUACAGCUCAAAAAAAUGUAACUCACCACUACUUAACUAAAUUUUUUAUCCAAUCCAGACAUAAAAACACAGGGGAAAAAAUCUCACAAGAUAAUUUUCAGCAUGUGUGCACAAUCUUGUGGCGAUUUUCUCUCGCAAGAUCUUGUCCCAUCCCGACUAUCUACAUGAAACAGAAGUUCAAUGUCAUCUCAAUCAUAAAACUUCAGAAUAGUUUCAAAAUGCGAUGCUGUAGUCAGUUAGAAACACUUCAAGCCAGUUUUCAUUUCAAUUUGCCAGGGUUCCCACGGUCAUGGAAAUCCUGGAAAAGUCAUGGAAACUGAAAAUGUCAUUUUCCAGGCCUGAAAAAGUCACACAAUUUUGUAAAUUCAAUGAAAGUUUUGGAAAAGUCAUGAAAUUUUAGUAUCUUUUUCACUCAACUAUAUCGUUCUGUUAAGUUUUAUUCAUUCAUUAGGCUGUUGAUGAUUAUUUCCAAACGUUUGUGCCUUUUAUUUAAAAGAGACGACAAUAAAUGCACUGACAGUAUUUUGAAUGUUAAAAAACUAUAAUACCAAACCAUAAGGUGAGUGGAAAGGGUUAACAUUUCAUAUUUAGCCAUAUAGGCUGCCGUAAAGUCGUGGAAAAAUCACUUUAGGUCAUUAAAAAGUUAUGGAAAAGUUCUAAAAUUUUGUUGGUGAAAAGGAGUGGGAACCCUGAUUUGUGGACCGAAUCCUUAACAAAUAAUAACAGUUCCACAUUUGUAGAUUUUCAGCUUGUUUACUUCUUUUAAUAAUGGCAAAUUUCCCGUAGAGUUAUAAUGGCCACUGCCCUCCAUCUGAAAUUAUGAAAUGAAACGUUAGACUGUCGUGAACUGGCGCGUUGACCCAGCUGGGAUGUUUAAGUAUGGGUUUACAUUCAAUCAUAAAAUCAAAUGUGAUGUUUUUGCUCGUGUUCAGUUACCGUCAGUGUUGCUACGUCGGAAGCAUGUGAUACUUACAUUCCCAAAGUAAUUACAUUUUGGUUCGGUUUCCACGUCGUGUGUCGUGAAAAAUACUGUCUUUAAAUUUUCAGUUCUGUGACUUCAGUAUACGUCUGUCAGUGUUCAUACGUCCAAGGUUUGAUUUCUGGAUUUCAAUGUUUCGCUAAAAUGUGCCUAAAAUCAAGAUGUAAAAUCAAUUCAGAGUAUUCAGAUCAGACACUGAGAUGCCAUCCUGUUUGUUAGAAGUGUUAUAAGGCCAGCAGUAACAGGUACUUUGUCCAAAUACUGCUGGGAUGAAGUGGUCAAUGUUGCAUGCUGCGGUGUACUACAAAAUAAAACUUGUAUUAUAUUUUAA